This is a messenger RNA of Hyalella azteca, 3923 nucleotides long. RefSeq names its product probable ATP-dependent RNA helicase DHX35. The record is from RefSeq and is a predicted model, not a curated record. Lineage: Eukaryota; Metazoa; Arthropoda; Malacostraca; Amphipoda; Hyalellidae. The coding region runs from base 93 to 2171 and encodes 692 amino acids. The transcript has 13 exons. Gene Ontology annotation, molecular function: ATP binding; RNA binding. Gene Ontology annotation, cellular component: catalytic step 2 spliceosome; intracellular anatomical structure.
CAGAAUCUAGAUAGAGUAGAUGCUAUUAGAGACCUGCAUCAGAGAAUUUGUGCUACCAUGCCAAGGUUCUAUUAAAUAAGCAAGUCGAAAAUAUGUCACUACAAAAUCGACGACGUUUUCUGAAGCCAGGUGAGGCAAGCUUUUCAUCUGAUCGCAGUGAUGUUGAUCCAACGGCAGGCAGCUCUUUUGUGUACAACCCAUGCCAUCAUCAGCCCAUCAGCAAACAGAGACAGAGGCUACCAGUUUAUUCUGUUCGAGAUCAUAUCUUGUACCUGUUGGAAAAACAUCAAUGCUUGGUGGUUGUUGGUGAAACUGGUUCAGGAAAAAGUACUCAGAUUCCUCAGUAUUUGCUGGAGAGCGGCUGGUGUAGUGAUGGCCUCAUGGUUGGUGUCACUCAACCCAGAAGAGUUGCUUGCACAAACCUGGCCUCGAGAGUGGCCGAGGAACAGGACUGUCUCUUGGGUGACGUUGUUGGCUACACAAUCCGGUUUGAUGACACCACUACUCCUGCUGUUACUAAAAUAAAGUUCAUGACUGAAGCAAUUCUUGUCAGGGAAAUGAUGGGUGACCCUCUCCUGAGACAGUACAGUGUCAUAAUGGUGGAUGAAGUUCAUGAAAGAAAUCUCUUCACUGAUAUCAUACUGGGACUCCUCAAAAAAAUAUUGAAGAGAAGGAAAGACUUGAGAAUAAUUGUGUGUUCUGCUACCAUUGAUGCUGAACAUAUGUUUGAAUUCUUCAAUUUAAACCUCACCAACAAUAGAGAUGAAGAUACUGCUGCUGUCAUAAAAGUUUCUGGUAGAACCUAUGCUGUCGAUGCCUAUUAUUUAAAAGAACCUUGCGCGGACUACGUUAAGGAGGCGGCCGCAACAGCUGCAAAGAUCCACCAGACUCAGCCGCCUGGCGACGUGCUAGUGUUCCUGACGGGCGUGGAGGAGGUGGAUGCUUGUGUUGCUCUCACCACCGAACACCUCAACACCAGUACACGCCAUAAGGGCUCCAUGGCGAGUGCAGCAGUCUACCCUCUGCAUGGGUCGCUGCCGGCGACGGAGCAGUUGCGCGUAUUCCAGCGAUCGCCUCCAGGCGUGCGCAAGAUAAUCGUGUCCACGAACAUCGCUGAGACCUCCGUCACCAUCGCUGGUGUUGUGUACGGUCAAUUCAUUCUUAUUAUUAUUCUUAACAAGUGUGAGCUCUCAUACNAGGGCCUCGCUGUGGUCACCGCCAGCCGAGCCUCCGCCGUGCAGCGCGCGGGGCGGGCCGGCCGCACCAGACCUGGCAAGGUCUACCGGUUGUAUCCCGAGAGCGAAUUUCUCACGCUGCCCCUGACGACUCCUCCCGAGAUGGUGCGUACGAACCUUAGCCCUGCUGUCCUGAACCUCCUCGCCCUCGGCAUUGAAAACAUGCUUCGAUUCGACUUCCCAUCACCUCCCCCCGCUAAGCAUCUGAUCGCCGCGCUGGAGGAGCUCUACGCGCAGUCCGCCCUCGACGACCGCGUGCAGCUCACUGAGCCGCUGGGGCAGCGGAUGGCAGAGAUGCCGCUGCCGCCCCACCUGUCAAAGAUGCUGCUCGUUUCUGGCGCCAGCCUGAGCAGUUGGACGUGGCAAAAGGUCGUAUCAGUGCUACGUACUCUCUGUUCAUGCUGUGCCACUAUACGGCAAUAUGACCUAUUAAUUCUUAUGAAUAAAUUGCAGGUCGAGGAAGGAGACUUGCUGACGUUGCUGAACGUGUACGCCGCAUGGGUGCGCCACGAUCGCUCGCAACAUUGGUGCUCCAAGCAUUUCGUGAGCCACAAAGCUUUGUGUCGAGCUGACGAGAUAAGGAAUAGGAUCUGUUCUCUGCUCAUCAAGUGGCAGGUCAUGGAUAGAGAGAAUGAAGACAUCAGCAGCAGCACAAGUGGCAGCAGCAUCCGUCGCUGCAUUACGGCUGGUCUGUUCAUGAACGCUGCAUAUCUACACUACAGCGGCGAGUACAGAACCGUGAGGGGAAAUAGGACGCUCGCCAUCCACCCGUCAUCAGUGCUGUACACUCUGCAGCAACCCAAGUGGAUUGUGUACAAUGAGGUCUUGCACACCAAUCGCGCCUACAUGCGUGAUUUGACCGUAAUAGAAGAGGCUUGGCUGAUGGAAUUGGCGCCGCACUUCUACAGCAAAGGGCGCGUCUAUGAUGAAGAUUAAGCGCCAUCCGAAGCUUAAGCUAUGAUGAAGAUUAAGCACUUGUUGCUCCUGCUGCUGCGCUUGUGAACGCAUCGUGCAAAUGUUACCAUCAACGAAAAGGUUCUUCAAUCUACUUUCUCUGAGGUCUUGGUUCUUCACCACGCGCCUCACGCCCGGACACAAGAUGAGAAGGGCCCGCAACUCCUCAGUCCGGAUUCAGUACGUCAAGUGUUUUGAAUCGGUUUAUUCGAAGUGAAUUUGAUGCAAUUUUUAUGGAAAUUAGUGACAUACCUAUUCAGCAUGUGGCGAAGAAAACUUCAACUUGCAUUCUCAUUUGCCUCAAUCGAUAAAUAGGGAUAUCAGACUGUGAUAAUAGGUGGGAGGCAAUAAGACGGACUUGGAGGAUAAAGUUUUAUAAAAAAAAGACGCACAAAUGAGAACAGUAGUUAAAUUGCGUGAGUGGAGAGGAAAUAUUCUUAUGAUUAAUAUUGAUAUUAUGGCUAUCGUAACCAUGUGUAAAUCGAUAACACAGAUGAAUGCUCAAUUCAGAAGAAAAAAAAGGAUUAAAGUUAUUCGGGGAGCAACAACAUUACGAGGUGCGGGUGGGGUGUUUGGUAGUAACAUACUCUUUGCACCCUAGACCUUAUCGAACGUCUGUUUGCAUUGAUACAAAAUAGCUGCUUUGUCGUACGUCUUCGUUCCAACAGCGCAGUUUUAAUGAAACGUUAGUAGCUUUAUUAGUUGUAACUAUAAUAAACCUUAUUCAUUGUCAUAAUAAACAGGAGUAAUGCUCCAUCACAAUAAUUGUCUCGCAUGUAUUCGUGGUGCCGUUCAAUCCGAAUCAGAGUCCAGGGCAGCUCUCCGUCUGUCGAACUGCAGCAAAGAGUUCUCUUAAUCAUCGGCUUCUCGACACUCACGUUGAAUUAAUUAUCAAGUUCAAAAAUGACGUUUAAUAAUAAUGAUUGAUAUCGCAAAAUGUAAUCACUCGAAAAUAAAUUAGCGAAGUUAAAAUGCAAUGCUGCAACUGCGCGAGAUUCUUAUUACAAGCGUGCGACCCACCUUGACUUUGGUGUUCUUGGAGGUUUGUUUGUUAAGCUGCUCCACGAUGCUGAUCAGUUCAGGUUCACUCAUUUUUCCCAUUAGUCGCCCGCUCGUGGCAAGGUUUAUGAUGAAAGCCUCCAGCUGCUUACCCUUGUCUGGCUUAGCCAGGCAGAUGGUGUUUACUGGAAUUGAAGUGUGCAUUACGAAAAAGAAUAUAGACCAAGAGAAAAAUUAUCUACCCAGAUUGUAGAUGAUUUAUCUAGAUAUUUUAUAUCUUAAUAUCUACAACCUUGAUUUCAACUCACGAAUCGGUGUAGCUAUUUAGACUAAGAAUUCGCAAUCUAUCGAUCUUUAAACCUUUAAAAGAUGACGUCAAGAAAAGCGCCAUCAUAAAUUACAUGCCGCUUGUGAAGCUUACGUCUGGCAGCAGCCUCCUGACUCAACACCUGUCCGAUGAUGGACUUCUUGGUGGUCUCGCGCUCCUGUUGCUCCUGCUGCUGCGCCUGUGAACGCAUCGUGCAAAUGUUACCGUAGCUUCACACGAGAAUACGAUAAUUGAAAUCAGUGCAGGACAUUGUGGUUUAUUAUAAUUUAUUAUUUCAUUCAAAUUAGAAGUUACACUGAUAAUCAUUUAGCGUUUUUAUAAUUGAGACAGACUAUUAGAGAAUGCACACGAUCUAGUUAUGUUUUCAAAAUGUACCGGUAUAUAGAAAAAUAUAAGUGACGAACCUG